This is a messenger RNA of Prunus dulcis (almond), 1602 nucleotides long. RefSeq names its product protein DNA-DAMAGE INDUCIBLE 1. Bases 190 to 1419 code for a protein of 409 amino acids. Gene Ontology annotation, molecular function: protein binding; aspartic-type endopeptidase activity. Gene Ontology annotation, biological process: proteolysis. The transcript is spliced from 16 exons. Lineage: Eukaryota; Viridiplantae; Streptophyta; Magnoliopsida; Rosales; Rosaceae. The record is from RefSeq and is a predicted model, not a curated record.
CUAAUUCGUAGCACAGACGACCCUUUUCUCUUUCUUCUCCAAGUGGGACUAGAGGACCAAAGUAAACAAAACAAAGCUCCUCCAUAUCCAAAGCCGAAGCUCGAAUUCGAUAUAAAAGCUACAAUACAUUUGCACAACUUCUUCAGCAAUUAACUCCAUUGAAGAAGACUCGCAGAGAUCCAAUCACAGAUGAAGAUCACUGUAAUGACCGCGGACGAACAGAUUCUCAACUUAGACGUGGAUCCCCACGAAACUGUUGAAAAUGUGAAAGCUCUGCUGGAGGUGGAGACGCGGGUGCUGCUUCAGCAACAGCAGCUGCUAUAUAAUGGGAGGGAGAUGAGGAAUUCUGAGAAGCUGAGUGCCCUUGGCGUUAAAGAUGAAGACUUGAUAAUGAUGGUAUCCAAUGCUGCACCGAGUGCUUCAGCCAAUGCUUUGAGCUUCAAUCCAGAUGGGUCUGCGGUAAACCCAGGAGCUUUUCAGCAGCACAUUAAGAAUGAUUCUAAUUUGAUGGCACAGUUGUUUCAGAGUGACCCAGACUUAGCACAAGUUAUUCUUGGAAAUGAUCUCAAUAGACUGCAGGAACUUUUACGACAGCGUCAUCGCCAAAAGUCUGAACUUCGACGGCAACAAGAUGAGGAGCUUGCUCUUCUUUAUGCAGAUCCUUUUGAUGUUGAAGCACAGAAGAAGAUUGAAGCUGCUAUUCGCCAGAAAGGAAUUGAUGAAAACUGGGCCGCGGCUCUGGAACAUAAUCCUGAAGCUUUUGCAAGGGUGGUUAUGUUGUAUGUUGACAUGGAAGUCAAUGGUGUCCCGUUAAAGGCAUUUGUUGACAGUGGAGCGCAGUCAACAAUUAUUUCAAAAAGCUGCGCUGAGCGUUGUGGAUUGUUGAGGCUUUUAGAUCAACGUUACAAGGGUAUUGCUCAUGGAGUUGGUCAAUCAGAGAUAUUGGGUCGGAUACAUGUAGCUCCAAUCAAGAUUGGGAAUAUAUUUUAUCCUUGCUCAUUCUUGGUUUUGGAUGCUCCCAAUAUGGAGUUCCUCUUUGGGUUGGAUAUGCUCCGUAAGCAUCAGUGCAUUAUAGAUCUGAAGGAUAGUGUUUUGAGAGUUGGUGGUGGAGAAGUUUCCGUACCAUUCUUGCAAGAAAAGGACAUCCCAUCUCGUUUUCUGGAUGAAGAAAGGUUUGCCAAGGAAACAUCCAGCUCAGGAGCUCCUGUUACAUCUGGAAAAGCAGAUACAAGCAAAAAUUCACCAUCGGGAGGGCAAUCAUCUGGAAGUGCUCGUUCUAACCCGACUCAGGCACCUGAUUUUGAAGCUAAAGUUGCAAAGCUUGUUGAGCUAGGGUUCGGGAGAGAUGCUGUAAUACAAGCUCUUAAAUUUUUCGACGGUAACGAAGAACAAGCAGCAGGAUAUCUUUUUGGGGGCUGAUUAAGCUGUAUACCUUUUAAAAUUCAUUUCAUUGUUGGAAUAAUAAUGAUUAAUUGGAGAACUCAAUUACAAAAGUAGUUCAAGUUGGAAUAUUGUGUAUUUUGUUACCCUUUGAUUUGAUUUUAAUCUACUGACACCCACGAACGGGGCUGGCAAGAUUUACCCUUUUCAGAUUAUAUAUCA